Messenger RNA from Candidozyma haemuli, 504 nucleotides. RefSeq lists its product as uncharacterized. The record is from RefSeq and is a predicted model, not a curated record. The coding region runs from base 1 to 504 and encodes 167 amino acids. Lineage: Eukaryota; Fungi; Ascomycota; Pichiomycetes; Serinales; Metschnikowiaceae. The transcript has a single exon.
AUGGCUAGAACUAUCAACCCAAUUAUCAUCAUCGUGGCUAUUGUCACUAUCCUCCUUGUGGUCUUCAAGACCCCAGGCACCAAGGACAAGGCAGUUGACACUUACUCUUCUGUCACUGACACUGUCCAGGACGCUUGGAACAACAACUAUAUCUUGUCGUUCGAGCCAACCAAGAAGGCUAAGAGCACCGAGGAGGCCGAGAAGCUCAAGAACGACUUGGACCAGGCUGUGGAGGACUACAGAAACUACUUGGAGAAGGACUUGGGCUCGAAGGUUAAGCACACCUACGACUCUGCUACUCACGGUUUGAGCGUUCAGAUCGAGGAGACUCAGCAGCUCUUGAAGGCUUUGGGUAAGAAGGCUGUUGGCAAGGCCAACAAGCACGAGACUCUCUUGACCGACAAGCUCCAGGAGCUUUUCUACAAGUUGAAGGGUGACGAUCUCAAGAGAUUGGGCAUCAAGAUCAAGUUGGAGAAGGACAAGUUGGUCAACAUCAACAACUAA